GUCUCGCCAUCUUGACUGCUGCUAAAAUACUGGCACGACCAUUCACACGACUCGGGCUCUGGACAGAAUACUCCUCUACGAGGGCAUGUGAUCCUGCGCGGCGAUUUCCAGCUUUUCAAAGACAUUCGAACUUGACGCUCGCCGCGAUGGAGCGCCACCGCUAUCCUUCGCAUCCGCGCAAUAACAUGGCUGUUACCUUCCUGGGAACAACGAGCGGUGGAGGUCCGACCGACACACGUAACUGUUCCAGUCUCGUCGUAGGUGCUAUGGGUAAUAAUGAACUAUGGAUGGUUGAUUGUGCAGAAGGUACCGUGCGCCAGUUUUCCACACAGCCACAUCGAGAUGCCAGACGCGUCAAGAUCAACGAUGUCACGAAGAUGUUCAUUACGCACAUGCACGCGGAUCAUACAAUGGGAAUCAUCACACUUUUGCGCAAUGUUCUCGGGAUGUAUCGCGGCGACUCGCAUGAGGGGCCCGUCGUGCCGAGGCCGGUACGGACGCCCAAAAUCGAAAUUUACGGCCCUAGAGGCAUCCGCCACUUUAUUCGCACCAUCUUCACCCUCACGCAUACACGAUCGGCAGACCGAUACUGUGUCCACGAGCUUCUGAUGCACGGAGAGACUGCCUCCGCGUCCGCAAACGACGCCGAGCAGCUUCAUCCGAGCGAAGAAGCUGGUACCGACAUACCGUGCGGCGAAGACGGCUUCUGGAGGGGCGUUGUAUCACAUAAACUCCACAGAGGCGGAGCCAAUCGUCUGGUUGUAGACGCUGGGCCGAUCGUACACCGAGAUCCCUGCAUUGGAUACAUCAUCCGCGAAAAGCUUAAUCUGUACCCCAAUGUCGAACGAAACGAAGCUCCCUAUACGUUGAAACCACGAAUGAUUGUCGCGCUGGGUGAUACCUCCGACCCUACGGCGCUCAUCCCGCUCGUUACGGAGGACCCAGAUGCGCCAGUGUCGCUUUUGAUCCAUGAAGCGACUGACGCCUACAUACCACCAAGUGUCGACCCCGACCAACGAACAGGCAAGAAUCGUUCAGAACAGAGCGUUAUGCAGAAGGCCGUUGAGAAGGGACACAGUACGCCCGCGAUGGCUGGCUUGUUUGCGAGGCAGAUCAGCGCGGAACGCUUGGCGCUGAACCAUAUCGGCUCACGGUUCCCCGCACCGCCACACGCACCAAAAUCCUUUCGCGACAAAUUCAGAAGGGACUGCAUGGCUGAAGUGGAAGCGCAGGCGACCCGCACGUGGAAUCCCGAGAAUGGUGCGAGCGCCAUGGCUGUGUCUGACUUCGACCGGAUUAUUAUCCCGCCGAACCCACUUGUACCCGUUGGGGCGCAGGAAAGCGAGGCAGAGGAAAACGCGGAGCAUGGCGAGGACGCCGGGCAAAGCCCAUCGACUUCGGCAGGCACCGACGUCGAACGCAGCCAGGCGCACCAUUCGAGCGAUCCUGCAGAGCAGGGCAAACCGCGAAGCAGAGGCGGAUUCCAAGGGCGGGAUAAAUCUCGGGGAGCUGGGAAGAAACGCGAACAUAGCGGAUGUACAUCAAGGCGCGGCCAUGAUACCGGCAGGGGCGACGGCAGGCGUCAACACCCAAACCACAAGAAACAGAGACGACACGACGACGGGGCUUGAACCACUAGC
This is a messenger RNA of Phanerochaete carnosa HHB-10118-sp, 1640 nucleotides long. RefSeq lists its product as uncharacterized. The transcript has 7 exons. Gene Ontology annotation, cellular component: nucleus. Lineage: Eukaryota; Fungi; Basidiomycota; Agaricomycetes; Polyporales; Phanerochaetaceae. Gene Ontology annotation, molecular function: 3'-tRNA processing endoribonuclease activity. Bases 147 to 1631 code for a protein of 494 amino acids. The record is from RefSeq and is a predicted model, not a curated record.